AUGCAGGUUCAAACAACACAAGAAAACGCUGCGCCGGCUCGUACCAAAUUCCGUAUCUUCACCAUGUUGAUUGCUUUAUACCUUUCCCUCUUUGUCGCUGCUCUAGAUCAAACCGUUCUUCAUUCAGCUUCGGGCUACACGUGGAUCGGAGGCGCCUAUCUCCUCGCUAAGGCGGCUUCAAUGCCCAUCUGGGCUAAAUUCUCGGAUAUCUGGGGCCGCAAACCAAUCAUCCUUGCAGGCCUCGUCCUCUUUUUCGCAAGCAGCAUUAUUUGCGCCCUCGCUCGCACCAUGACUGUCCUCAUCGUCGGCCGUGCUAUUCAAGGCGUUGGCGGUGGUGGUCUGCUCCAACUCGUCACCAUUACCAUUUCCGACGUUUUCUCCCUACGAAGACGCAGUCUCUUCCUUGGAAUCACAGAGAUCGUGUGGGCAGUGGCUGCCGGCGUAGGCCCCGUACUCGGCGGUGUGCUUGCAGAAAAGGUCUCCUGGCGCUGGAUCUUCUGGUUGAAUCUGCCCAUUACCGCAAGUGCCUUUGCACUCACGCUUUUCUUUCUUGACAUACACAAUCCGCGAACGGCCGUUCGGGAAGGACUGGUCGCUGUAGACUGGCUCGGCACUCUUACGAUACUUGGACUGACUUUGAUGAUCCUCCUCGGCCUGAACUUUGGUGGUGUGGAGGCGCCGUGGUCAUCCGCAAAGGUGAUCUGCCUUAUCGUUUUCGGUGCCCUGAUGUCUGUCUUCUUUGUCUACAGCGAGACAAAAUUGGCAGUGCGUCCGAUUAUGUUGAUGCAGCUUUUCCACGAUACGUCGAACGUCGCUGCUUUUGUAAGCAGCUUCGCGCACGGCUUCGUCUCCAUCGCAUUGGAGUAUUACCUCCCGCUGUUUUUCCAAGGCGCCAACCUGAUGAAUCCGACAAAGUCUGGCCUCAUGAUCCUUCCACUGAUCAUCACGGAAGCGCUAGCAGCUUUCUUGACGGGCAUCGUGAUACAUCAUACCGGCGACUACAAGCACGUCCUCAGCGUAGGAUUGGUAGUGAUGACGAUUGGCACUGCCUUGUUUACGCUGUUCCGCGCACAAACGUCGAUCGGGAUGAUCGCAGGACUGGGAGUCUUGGUCGGGGCAGGUGUGGGCUUGGGAUUUCAACCACCUAUAAUCGCUAUCCAAGCCAGAGCAUCUCAGAACAAUGUUGCGACAGCGACAGCGACAGUUGGGUUCCUGAACAACAUGGCAUACUCAUUAUCCAUUGUUAUCGGCGGCGUAGUUUUCCAGAACGGCAUCGCUAUGAGGGAAGAAAAGUUAAUCGAUGCGGGAAUAACGAGAGACCUGGCGAGAUUAUUGGCUGGGCCAGAUGCAGCUGCGAACAUCGACAAGAUCAGAGACAUUACCGAUGCAGGACAGCGGUUGGUCGUGAAAGAGGCAUUUGCCUGGGGUCUACGCAACCUAUGGAUUAUGUAUGCCUGCGUUGCGGGUUGUGGGGCUUUAGCUUCUUUGUUUAUCAAAAGAACCGUCUUGAGCAUGGACCACACAGAGACAAAGACAGGUCUCAGAAAGGACGAAUAGUUUGUAGCCAGAUGUUUCUUUGCACGGCAGCGUAUGGCAGCAGUACUACUUGCAAAAAAACGU
Aplosporella prunicola CBS 121167 is the source of this 1620-nucleotide messenger RNA. RefSeq lists its product as uncharacterized. The record is from RefSeq and is a predicted model, not a curated record. The coding region runs from base 1 to 1557 and encodes 518 amino acids. The transcript is spliced from 3 exons. Gene Ontology annotation, molecular function: transmembrane transporter activity. Gene Ontology annotation, biological process: transmembrane transport. NCBI's taxonomy places the organism in Eukaryota, Fungi, Ascomycota, Dothideomycetes, Botryosphaeriales, Aplosporellaceae.